Molecule: messenger RNA, 7248 nt
Organism: Biomphalaria glabrata
Lineage: Eukaryota; Metazoa; Mollusca; Gastropoda; Planorbidae
Product: transmembrane protein 169-like
Exons: 3
Coding region: 238-1059 (273 amino acids)
Source: RefSeq, a predicted model, not a curated record
CAUAAGAUUAUUGGUAAUUUCUAAAUUUACAAAUGGCGACACUGUUUGUUAUUAUUGAUGUUUUGAGUCAAAGAUGUGACUAUUCAUUUAACCCUAGUGUUAGUCUAUAUCCAGAUUUAGUAUAGAAUCAGACCUAGUUGACAGAUUAAAAUUAAAGUUUAUACAGGACACUGUUUUCCACAAGUUGAACUUGAUAAAUAGUUAUCAGCUCAAUAGUUAGUCCUAUAUUUUUCGAUCAUGCCUGAAACCAAUACCAGUACCAAAGGCAUGCAAAUUGUUGAGCUCCAAGAACAGUCUGAGCCUCUCAUGCCAGCUAACCCUCUCCCAGGAGUGGCAGGAAAUACUGGAAAGAGGAAAGUGUCCAUCAAUGAAAAGUGCCUUGAAAGCAAUGAUCCUGCACCUGAAAGCUCCACUGGUGCCAUCAAUUUAGCAAAACCAGUAACUUCACAAACCCCAUCUCCAUCCCACACAAAUGAACUGCUAGCAGGUGGAAUGCCUAAGAACAGAAAGCGACCAGGCUCAACAAGUGAUGGUCAGCGGGUUACUAUGAUUGGUACUGUGACCAGAGGAAAUGGUGUUGGCCAGCCUGUAGAGGUUCAAAUUGAACUGACUGAAAAUGAAUUCAUGCGUCUGACCUCUCGGGAAAAGGAAUUGAAAAAAGGAAGAAAGAGAGAAUGCAAUCAAAAAGAGGGCCUUCACAUUGUUCUCUGGGGCGUUCUCUGUAUGCCUGUUGCCCUUGUGCUCUCCUUGUGCAUGUCAUUUUACAAUGGUGCCAUGACCUGGUACAACUUGAUCAUCUUUUUCAGCGAAGAGAAAUCCAUUGCCUACAGGGUGACUGUCUCCCCAUUGAUCAUACUUUCUUUCCCCCUGACUGUAGGACUGUCUUCAUUGUGCAUAGCUGUUAUUGCCUCCGUUUUGCAGAUCUCAUGGUCCUGGCUUAGGUGGCAGACUGAAAUAUUGGACGGAGAGAAAGGUUUCUACGGCUGGUUCUGCAGUAAAGUGGGACUUCCAAAGUGUUCGCCUUAUGAGGUUGUGGUGUUAGAUGAAACAAACUCUUAACAGUACACUGUGUGGCAGCUUCUUCAAACAUGUACUAUUAUUUUAAGACAAUUACAUAAUUAAUUGCAGUGCAGCUAAGCAAAAGCAAUUUAUGCAAAAUCUAUGAAACCUAAUACACAUUUAACAAGCAGACUUUUAAAGUCAGUUGUUUUUUUAAAUAAUUUUUCCAUAAAUUAUUUAAUUAUCACAUUUUUAUAAACAUUGCAUGUUUGCAAAAUAUUUUUAAAUAUCGUUUUUAAGCUCUUGGACUUGCCAGCUUUUGCAUACCUUGUAUAAAAACAUUUUUAAUAUUGAGUAGAUAAGGUAUGUAGUAAUUACAGCGUGUAUACUAAUUCUAAUGCUAUAACAUCAGGGUUUCCUUUUAAAUAUAAUUUUUUUAAACUUGUAAUUACUAUGACAAUGUUACACAAGAUCUUUUAUCUCUGUAGAUAUGUAUGAGAUCUUGGUUGUAAUAAUGAAAACAAAGCAAAGAAGUCUUACAUAUUAAAUUGUUUGUCAACUUGGUAUUAGAUUAGAGACUUGUACUUUGAACUUUAAGAAUUGUAAAAUUACCAUAUUAACAUAAAGCUUUUUCAAAUUUAGGUCACAAGUUUCUUUAUGCCCUAUUUAAAUGCAGAGGGCGUGAUGCCUGAGUAGUAACCUCGUUAACCAUAGGCCACAGAAAUUGAUGACUUUUACAUCAUCUGCCAAAUAGACCGCAAGGUUUGAUAGUGGUACUUUACUUGCUUACUAUUUAAAUGCAUGCUUUAAUGUUAGAAAAUGUGUUAAAAGUUGUGUAAAAAAAGAUGGUAUUCUAGAAACUCACAUCACAAGACAUAGUAAGGCUAAGCCUAAAAUAUCAGAAUUAAAAAAAAAUUGGGGGAUCUUUAUUAGCCUUAGUCAUUAUUAAAAUAUCUUCAAUAAGUGUGUUUCGUUGGAAUAUAAUUUGUAUAAAUUAAAAAAUUCUAUCAUGAAAAGCUUCUAGAAUUUCUUUUUUGACGGCUUAAUUUUGUUAAAUAAUGAAUAUUGCAUUUAAAUUAUUCGAAGCUUUGAAAUGAAAAUGCCUUACAUCAUUUCAUUAACAUAAAUCAAUUGAAAAUGUACAUGUUUUUUUUUAUAGAAAAUAGUAUGAAAUUAACUUUCUAAAUGUUGUGAAUGCAUUAUAUAUGUAUAUGGCUCUCGUUGAUAUUAUUCAUGAUUCAGGCCUAAUAUAUUGGUAUAGAGAGAGGAAGAGGUUGACCCUACUGUUAAGGUUUUUGAAUAAACAAAUAAAAAGUUUCUAAGUUGGUCUCCUGAUACACCACUAGCCUGACAAUUUCGGCAUUGAUCAUUGUGCCAAUCUCAUUUUAAUUAAUGACGUUUUAUUUUUCCAUUUUAAGGACUACUGAGACAAAUUUGGGACCUAAAUGUAAGAGUGAGAACUUUAUGCUCUAGGCUUGUCUCAUACAGUGUUCAUUCCUAUGUUCUCCACAAUAUAUUUAAAAAAAAAUGUUUUUACCUAUUCUACUUUUUUUUUAAUUUCAAUUCUAAAUAGAUGUGAUUUAAUUUAUCUUUGGUUGUAAGCCAUUUUUUAUUGUGUCAUUUGGAAAAAAAAAGUUUAAUUGUUUUUGUAAACUUGUUUCUAGCUACUAAGAAUGAUUGUUAAAAUUAGUGUUUAAGAAGAACCAAGAUUAGUCUCCCUUUAUUUUUUGUGUCCAGACUAGACAUUUUUAUUUUAUUAUCGAUAAUAACAUUCCAUCACUUGAUGCUGUUUUUAUUGUCUGACAUCAUUUGCUAUUAAGAUGAAUUUUUGUUUAAUGCAUUACAUUGUAAAUACAUUCUUAUGAUACAGUCAUUGUGGACAACAUUACUCUUUCUUUGACCUAAGAGCUCUUCGAUUUUUAUUUUUUGUUUGCUAGGUUAGCCUACAGCACAUGCUUGCCUGAGGGUUAUAAGGGCAUUAUUAGGCAGAUCUGAAGUCUGUUUUAAAGAUGUUGGUCAUUUUGCUGGCCACAUGACAACCUUAUUGUUGGUCAGCCAUAACAGCGGAUGAAUAUCAAUUUCAUUUCUCAUCUGUCUACAUGAGAUGAACUCCAUUGAAAAAUCAGAGCAGGAAGGACUCAAUCCUCCUGUAGUGCUCUGGCAAGAAACUUGGCCAUUCGGCGUAAAGCAUCCUAGCUACCAUACAAGUCAAGUCACUGUUCAGACACAUCCCUUGUUAGCUCUCGGAGCUGGUGACACUCAUUCAAAAUAUAUGACAAUGUUUCGAUGCUCUCUCCAUAGUGACGUCAUAGUUCGGACGGAACUGGGCAAAGUAUGCCCCAACAGGACAAUGUUCCAUCCUACAUUUUGCAAUUGUUGCUUGUUCUGACCUCCUAACUGCCAACACGGAUCGUCACGAUCUGGGUGACGCAUACGCUGCUAGACACCACGUGCUCUGUCGUAUUCCUCCCAGGGCAUUAACCACUUCUCAUGAAUGAGUGCUCGGAUUUCUGCCGUUGCUUGUAAAGUUUGAAUGUUAGUAAACCUUGAAGUUUAAAUUUAGAAUGUUUAAACAUCACCAAGUGAACCAAGCUGUUGGCCAGUGUCAUGAAAUCAUUGUGAUCAUCGACCUCAUUGAAUAUCCCAGCCCCAUAAACACAUUAGAAAACUGCUCAGUUCAGUCUCUCAGUUAAAAGUUUUAUUUCAAAAUAGUUUACCCUUAAUAGAAAGUGUAUACAAACUGAUAUUUGUGACUUCCACAAUAAACCCAUUGAGCUACCACACAGAUAUCAUUGUAUACUAAUUUGAUUUCUUGGCUACAACAGAUCUUGCUCAUUUGUUGUUGUUUUUUUAAUGCUUUGACUCAAGCUGAAACUGCUGGCCUGGUUAAGCUAAUCUUGGUACCUUAUCAAAGUCUAUAGUUCCAUUUAGUUGAAAAUAUCUUGAUUGGGCUUUUAAGCACAUGGCUAGCGUAGCUAGAAUUCUAGCUAAGACCUAGUUAUCAAUGUAGAUCAUUUUCAAAAUAUGUAUUACACCUGUCUUUCAUUUGUUUUAGGUUUUAAGUUUUUCUUAUUGGGAUGGGUUUUUUUUUUGUUUUAUUUAUAACAAAGAAACAUUUUUUUUUUUACUUUGUGAUAUUUGUAUGUAAGCACAUGAAAUGUUGAAUUACUUUAUUAUACUGCAAGGAGUUUUUAUUAUUGGCUUUACAGGUUUCAUCUAUUAGAACAUUGCAGUGGUUUUAUUGCAAUCAUUGUUUUAUUUUGAAAUAGUUUAUCUUUUUUCUUUAUUGGUACUGCUAGAUUUGUUUCGUUUUUUGUAAGUGGCACAUCUGUUUAUGUUAUUUGUUUAAGGAAGUUUCAUUCCAUACACAGAAUUGACUUUUAAUUAUUUAUACAAGGCAACUAAGAAGAACACAAAAAUAUUACACUGGUGGUAGAAAGUAUUCAGUGCACACCCAGCCUUUUACAAACUCUGCAACCUAUUCUUAGUUUGUUACCAUGCACUGCCACUUAUUAUGACUUUUUUUUUGUUAUUUCCUGGAUAAUUGAAUCCAGUUAUGUUUAGUUCUAGUCAAGUCAUCAACGACUUUACUACAAUCUACACAUCCCCACCUUUUGUUUACACAAACCAGUGAAAGUUAUUUCUCUGUUAUUACAGUAUUACACAUUAAGUAGAUUUUUACGUGAAUUUCAUGACAUGCAACAAUAUACAUUUGUAUUUUCCUGCAGGCUUCUAAUAAUGUCUUAUUAUUUAAACCUAUUAAUUAGCUUAUAAGCUUAGGUUUUAUAUUUUUUUUAACCUGUAUGUUUAUAGUAGCUCAUAACCCUUAGUGAGAUUAAAGAAAAACAUACAAUCCAAAAAAUGGCCAACUCCUCUUCCACCGAAGCAAAAGCCACCUUAACCUGUGCUAUCUGUGGACGUGAGUGUCUCUCCAAAAUAGGGCUCCACAGCCACAUGAGUAAGUGUGCUCUGAGAUGAACCAUAGUCGUUCUACGACUGAAGGAGGCCAAUGGGGGAUAACCCUUAGUGUAUAUGUCUGUUAAUUGAUAUUUUGUUAGCCAUUGUGUGAAAUUUCUAUUUUAAAAAUACCUCUAUUCAAGUCAGAACUUCAUGGAGGAUUAGUGGGCAGAGGGUGAAACCUAGACGGCUUUAACAGUUUUCCUAAAAAUUUGAUAUUAGAUGUUUAUAGCUGAGAAAAUAAUUACUAGCUCAUUGGCCACGCAGGGAUAAUUCUAGUUUAAAUUUAAAUUGGGCUAUAAAAUCGAGUAAAAAAAACAUGGAACAGUCAGCUGUAGUGUACCAAUAACUGAGUUGUUUAUUAAAUUUAAAGUUGAUAGAUUAUAUAAGCUUUGCUUAUAUUUUUAAGUGAAUCUAAUGUAAUUGUCACAAUACUCUUGUUGUUGAAAGUGCUAAUUCUUUGAUGGUGCUAAUGUUGUAGAUCUUUUCUUGAGAUGUCAGAUGUUACAAGAAGUUACUGUGACAUGCCAAGGAUUCUGUAAAUAUAUCUCUAGAUCUAAAUAUGUUUUAGAGAUUCAAUAAAUGAAGAUCCUUUUUAAAUCAAAAACAGAACUUUAAUUCAGAACUUGGAAUCACAAAAUAUAUAUAGUAUGUACAGAAAUAAAACUGUAUCAGGUGAAUAACUUCUUACAAAGCUCAAUAAUAAAAUAUAUUCAGAUUAAUACUAGAUCUAAUAAAAUACAAAACUUGUCACUGCAAGUUACAACUCAAAACUAAAACACAUCUUAUCGCUAUGAAAUUUUCUCCACAACUGAAAACUCUUGAUCCCGCGUUUCCUUAGCCCCCUCCCCUAGACGCUUGCCUUUAACCAAUCAAAUUACUCCGUGCUAGCUGUCAAGUCACUGGAUGUGAUGACGUCUUGGGAAAUUUUGACACUUGCAAGUGCGGUAUUUCCGUACUGGGCAUAGAUAUGUUAAGUUUAUUUUAAACUAGACUUUGGUUUAUAAAUUGAUUGGGGACAGUAGUUUACAUCUAGAUCUAGAAGUAGAGCUAAAGUAUAAUUCUAGAUGUGCAAAUAAGGAAAGUACCAAUAACAAUUAUUCAAAGUAGCUCUGACCUAAUGGAUAGAGAUGUAGGUACAUCAGGCUGACAAUGCCAAGGUGCUAACUUAAUACCUGGUUUGACUUUUAACAAAUUCACUUUUUUAAUAUUUAAUUUUUUUUUGAAGUUGUAUAAUGGAAGUAAAGUCUUUUAAAAAAAAAAUAUAUUUUAAUGUUUUUCUUGGUAUAUGUUAUGAUGAUGUAAAAUUAAACUUUUUUUUUGGUCCCAUUUUAUGUAUACACUAUAGACAAUAUUUAUAUUCAUGUGUUCAUUAUAUCCAGUUUUUACUACUUUCUCUAUUAACUACGGAUGGUUCUUUUGUUCUUUCUUUUUUCACUUAUUUUUUUUAAGUUAUGAAAAAGCAGAAAAAAGGGAAUAGAUAAAGAACCUAUUGUACUAAUAUUUAACAAAAUUAUUCUUUUAACACCAUUGUCUUGAUCCUGGUAGACCAAGUCUGAUUUUGGGAGAAGGAGUUAUUAAGUGUGAAUAAUUGUACUAACUAUAAAAUUGCUUUGCAUUUUUUUUUGCCGUUUCUUUUUGGAUAAGUUCAUUUUUUUUUCUAUUCUUUAAAGGUAUUAGCAGAAAGCUAUAAAGUUGUUUUUGUGUAUUACAUCUUAUUUCUUUUGAAACAGUUUCAGUGUGUUUAUUUAGUUUAUUGUGCUAAGAAUUUGUUAUGUAUGUUUACUGUGCUAAUCAUUUGUGAUGUUUGUUUGCUGCACUAAGUAUUUGUUAUGUAUGUUCUUAUGAAAAUAUCCUUUACAAUCACUUCUUGGUGUAUUAAUUAUUGUUGACAAAAAAUCUGACCUGAAUGUUAUAUAGAAUGUAUAUGAAAAUUGUCUGUUGUGUUUCAUAUUGUAUUGUCUAUUAGUAAUGAAGACCAUACACUGUUAUAGUGUCAGAAUGGUAACAUAUUGAUUGAUGCUAAAUGUGUAUCAUCAUAUAUUUCAAUUUGAGAGGAAAACAAAAUGCUCUCUAAAAGUUGUUCACUUCUGUAAAUUUUUUUUUUUUUAUAUUACACUAAGAAAACUUGUAUACAUGUUUCAGUUUGUUUCAAUCUAUAUUUAAACUAAAUAAGGGUAUAUGCUUGUUAAUUCAUCAAGGAAAAUUGUGUCAACUUUAAUUUAAAAGAAAAAAAAAAAUGUCAUAGAAUAAAAACUUACAAUAUUUAUUUAAAGAAUAAAAGAAAAGCAU